AUAAGGGAGGCGAUUCGGCGAGUCUGGUCACCUUUCGAGUCGCAGUCUCACAGCGUUCACCUCGGCGUCCGCACAAGUCGCCGCGUUGCGUUCAUUCACAGUUUUCUCACUUCGACGCGUAUGCAGUUGUAGAGAGAUAUACGGUAACCACCGCAUCGAUCGAACUCGAUACGAAUAUACGAACUUGCGGUGUCCAACAGCGAUAAACGCCCACCUACGUGUGUAUACCGUGCAUGGAAAGUAAGAGAAGUAAAAGUGUGAUUUGUACGGUGUGUGACCAUCCUUCGAUCAGUAUAAUCGUCAUGAAUUCCUACGGAGAGCUGUCGAGCAACGUGGAGACGAGCAGGACAAGUCUGCGACGCCUGGCGAGGCAUGAAGAGACGGAAUUCAGCAAUGCCAGCAUCCUAAACAGUAUGGAAAAGUUUGUGCGGACGGUGAACGAGAUGGAAGAGACGAUCCUGGUGCCAAGCAGGCUGCUAGACUUAGCGGUCGGGGAUUCCAACGACACCGUGUCGAUGAAGGGAAAGGGUGGCUCGUCGAUAAAAGAUGCGAUGGCAAACACAGACCUCUAUCAACUUUACAACAUCGUGAACAAGGUUAAGGUGGAGCUUUUGUGGUCCCAGGAAUCCCAGGAAGAAUUGAAGAACGCAACUACAGCUACCAGCGAAAGACUAGCAGUUGGUCACGUACGACGUCCCAGCACCACAUCUAUGCAAAGCAUCCACAGUGCAGCUUCGAUAAUCAGCUCAAGCUCGGACUCGGAUUCUGAUACAGGUAUAGAAAAUGAUUCUGGUAUGGAAAGCGAAGAGCCCAGCGAUCGUCUGGCUAACAUCGCCGCGGACAACUUCAGGCGCCAUUUGAGGGGUCUCCACAAUAGCAUUCACCAAAUGACUGAGGCUGCCACCUAUCUGACUCUCCGUUACCAAGCCGAUGUCGGUGGGGCAGUUUGAUUCUCUUAAUAUGUUGUUAUUGUUGUUGUUGUUGUCAUUAUUAUCAUUAUUAUUAUUAUUAUUUCAAUUUUAAUAUUAUUCGUCGUUGUAUCGUAUGAAUGUGUAUGUCUACGUAGUUGUAUCCGAUGGUGCUUGAAGCACCAGUACGUAUGUACGGUAGAUGGUUCAUUUCGACCGUCAACUCAAGGCAUUCGCUGUUUUACAACUUUUGAAAUAUCCACCAUUGAAUAUAAUACUAUAAUUGGAUGAAAAAAAGAGGAAAAAAAAAGGAUUUACAAAGAUUAGUUCGACAUUAUAAAUUCCAAUGAUUUAUUUUUUAUAUAUUUUCUAUUUAUUAUUUCAUAUAGUCUUUCACGGAUCUUAUCCGAUGUUGAAUUGUCCAAAUUUUAUCAUUCGGUUUAUUGUUUUCAUAGAUAUUUCAUCGGUCCUACUUAACAAGUUGAACACACAGACAUGAGUUCAAUUUAAAACUUGUAAAAUCGUUAGUGCCUUUGCGAGGAUAUAGUUGUUCUAUGUUUGCGUUAUUUACAAACAAAAAUUAGCUUACUAUGAAGAGAAAUUGUUUACUGAUGAAACGCAAAGAAAGAAAUCGGAAAACCGCACACACACACAAACACACACCAAAAUGCAUUAAUUUAUGAAGAAUAACAUGUAUAUCAAAGUUUCAUAAGUCAUACGUGCAAGUCAUGCUUUUGAAAUCUGUCACGUUGAGAUCAUUGAAACAGAACUUCUGUAUUCUACCCUUGGAGCUGUUUUCAUUAGAACCUGUCAAUAUAAUCAUAAAAUAUACAAUUUCCGCGUUUUUUUUUUCUUUUUUUAUAUCUCAUUCCAUGUUAACGUUUAUCAGUCAACUCAAGUUCAUACUUGAAAAAUGAUACCAAUUUAUAUAAAUUGGGAGAAAUAAAAAAGAGUUAUGAUAAGAAGGAAAUCCAUGAAACUUUCAUAUUUAGCCAUGUUUGUUGCCCCAUCUACCUCAAGCUUAUAAAUCAGCGGUUAAAAGCCUAAUAAAAACAAUGAAAUAAAGUCUAAAAAGUUGUCCGUCAAUAUUUCUGUAUCUAUUGAAAUGCAUAUUUAAUAUCGAUAAUACAAGCUGUAUGACUUUGUUUCUUCUUUUCGUCAACUUCUACCUGUACAUGAUGUUCUAAGAAAGAAAAUAAAAUGAACAAUUCCGAUUUGGACUUGUGAGGAAAACAAAACUGUCAAAGUUUGAAUUUCAAGAAAAUAAUGGGUAGCACAGGGUUGGUGGGUCUAACAAACUUUCAAAUGUAUGCAAUUCGUUAAUUUUCACCUUUAGGUUUUGAAUGUAUGAACGACUACGUAGAUUUUGAACAACUGCAUUUCAUUCAACUGCAAGCAGUAUAUUGACAUUUCCAUUCAGUUAUUUUGCUCCCCAAUGAGCAAAAUAUCGGCUUUGUUGAAUAAUUGAGUCAAGAUCUCUAUAAACCAUAAAAGGAGGGUUCCGUCUCAUCGAUUGAUUUUCACAAAUUCCAACCCGUUGUCAGUACAUGCUAUACAUAUACGUUAUUAAAUCAAAUUCUUCAUGUGAUUAUAAUAAUAAUAAUUUCAUAAGUGAGAGAAUUAACGUAUUGUAAAUAAGGUUAGGGUAUAUUAUUAUAAUAUGAUCAUUAUUUAUUUUUUAUCGCAUUAUUAUUUUUUAAGUAAGAGAACGUAAAUUGUAAACAUAUAUGUAUACACUAUAUGUAUACAUUAUAUGCUUAUAAUACGACUAUUGUUUUGCGCAGGCAUUCUUGCAUAUUGAUAUGAAAAUUUGAACUUCGAUCUUUUACGCAAGCAAACAUGACAUAUAUAUUCAAAAGCAUUUUUUUUCUAUAUUCAUUCAAUACUUUCAUUUAUCUUAUUUCGUCAACCUAAUUGUAAGCUUUAAUUAAUUAAUCAUUAACUAUGCUUGGUGUCAAUAAUGACAAUGACGUUAUUUAAAAUUUAUAAUGUAAAGAAAGUUUCGGAUUACCGUACCAACUACUUAUAUUUAUCAUUUUCUAUGUGAAAGCCUGUGCAUAAAAAUUUAUAUUAGAGCAAAGAUCGAACUGUUGUUGCAGCGUACCGUUAUUUGAUUUUAUUUAUUUUCUUUUUGUUUGAUUGAAAUAUUUAUGACCUCUUUCUUUUGCUCUUGUAUAUAAUUUGUAUAUAUGAACAUGUAAUAUAUAAAUCACCUAAGUAGGUACAUUACAACGUCACACUAUUCUACCUUUUAUACAAAUUUAAUUACAUACACGAAAUUCUGCUUUUCUGUCAAAUGUAUAAUUUAAAAAGCAAGAACAAAAUAAAACAGGGAAAGAACACCGCAUAUAAAACAGCAUCCGAUUACACGUCGAGAGAUAAAAUAUGUGUAACGAUUAUCGAUAACUACAUGCAUAAAUGUGUCCGGUACUGUUCGCGGUGAGACGAAUUGUCAAGUUUUCUCUAACAAUUGAAGUUAAACAAAAUAUGUUCAUUUCAACACGAAUUUUAAAAGUAUAAUAAAUGUUAUGUAGAUUUUA
Messenger RNA from Neodiprion virginianus, 3448 nucleotides. RefSeq lists its product as uncharacterized. The record is from RefSeq and is a predicted model, not a curated record. Gene Ontology annotation, cellular component: cytosol. Lineage: Eukaryota; Metazoa; Arthropoda; Insecta; Hymenoptera; Diprionidae. Gene Ontology annotation, biological process: regulation of lipid biosynthetic process. The transcript has 2 exons. Bases 234 to 950 code for a protein of 238 amino acids.